AAUACAAAAUUAAUCACAUCUCUAGCAAAACGCCGCAUUUUUACGUAAACUUAUUCAAUUUAUAAAUUCAAGGAGUACAUUAUAUCCAAAGUCAGCAAAUAAUUGAUGUAUUGAAGCUUAUUGAACUGUCUAAAAUGCUGUAUACAACAACGAUGCUUUCCCGUGGUUCCCUCAUCGGCUCGCUGGUCAGCAAAAUCAGGCAAGUUGUAGCCAAAAACCAAGACACUGCACAUUCCAACCAAACCAAUCACAAUUUUACACCUACGUCUACCGUGCCUCUAAUAUCCAAUAUAAACAGACCCUUGACUGCUGCGAGCAUAAGCAACACCUCAGUGUGCCAGUCAAAGACCCUGGAGGAGCAAAUCGGUUUGCCACCAAGACCAAAGAAGCCGCUUACCCCAUACUUUCGGUUUAUGCGUGAAAUGCGUCCUAAGCUAAUGGCAGCAGAUCCAAAUAUAUCCACCGUUGACAUAGUGCGUAAGCUCUCUAAGCAGUGGGUUGAUGUGGAUCCCAAGAUGAAGGAACGAUUGCAGUCAGAGUACAAAAAGGAUCAGCAGAUCUACUUGGAACAGCGUACCAAGUACGACUCCAAGCUGACAGAUGAACAACGUGCCGAUAUCAAGCAACUGAAGCAGGAUUUAAGCGAUGCUAAAGAGCGCAGACAGCUGCGUAAGCGUGUUAAAGAGCUGGGUCGUCCCAAAAAACCAGCAUCCGCUUUCCUGCGCUUUGUGGCCAGUGAGCGCACUAAUACACCGCAAUCCCCGCAGCAAACCUAUCGUGAAUGGCACCAAAGAGCGACCGCUAAGUGGACGCGACUGUCGGAUGAGGAAAAGGCUGUCUAUAUGCAAGAAUCACGCAAGGAACUUGAUCAGUACAAAAAAGCGAUUUCUAUAUGGGAGGAAAAAAUGAUCCGUCUAGGUCAUAUUGAUGUGGUGCGCCAUGGCAAUCUCAUUGAGCCGCCAGAGCCUAAGCCACGCAAGACACAAGCGCAGAAAGAGAAAUAGUACGCAGUAUUUGCCAUCAUAUCUUCAUCAAUUUUUUUUACAUGCUUUUGGUUUUAUUCAGCUUGUAAGAAUUAGAAUUGUUAAGUUCUCUACAUGAGAGUAUGAAAUAACUUUGCUGCUUAAUUCAAUUGUCUAUGCUUUUUGAACCAUGUAUGUAAAUAGCUUCAACGUUAUGUAUUAAA
This is a messenger RNA of Drosophila busckii, 1186 nucleotides long. It is a transcript of the gene TFAM, whose product is annotated as transcription factor A, mitochondrial. The record is from RefSeq and is a predicted model, not a curated record. Lineage: Eukaryota; Metazoa; Arthropoda; Insecta; Diptera; Drosophilidae. Bases 135 to 1004 code for a protein of 289 amino acids. The transcript has 2 exons.